AUGGAAGAUGAAGAAUCGUAUAUCAAGAUAUUUGAGACAUUCACGUGGAAGAUUACAGAAUUCACUCUAUUGAAGAAUGUUGCUAAGGUUUAUUCUGAGGCUUUCGUCCUUGGUGGUUAUCCAUGGAUGAUUAUUCUGUAUCCAAGCAGGAACUUCUUAAAUAUAUUUUUUAAGGCUGUGCAAAUGAAAGCUGACCAUAUAAGCGAGGAUUGGUAUAGAGAUGUAAAAUUUAAGUUGACUUUAGUCAAUCAGCUCGAUCCUAACAAAACAAUCACACGAGAGUAUAAGAACAAGUUCAGUGCAAGUUACCGAUCAAGGCGCUACUCUUUCAUGCCAAUAGAUGAGCUUUAUGAUCCUGAAAAGGGGUUUGUUUUGAAUGAUGAAUGUAUUGUUGAGGUUGAACUUUUUGUUCGUGAGUCGAAGCUUGAAAAUCAAGUGAACCAAGCAGCUAGCUUAGCAAGGCAUACCAAUGUGGAGGUUCUAACUAAUGAUCUUGAAGUUUCAUGGGAGGAGUUUAAGAAAUAUAGAACUGAUCUCACUUGGUUAGAGCCUCAUGUUCAAUCUGCUUUAGAAAUUAAAAAUUAUGUGGACAAAGCUUUACGUUUAGAAAAGUGGAAGGAGAAUGAAGCAGCUGUAGAGUUUGAAACAGAAAAGCUGAAGACAAAAUUGAUUGGUAAAUCUUGA
Molecule: messenger RNA, 684 nt
Organism: Vicia villosa (hairy vetch)
Lineage: Eukaryota; Viridiplantae; Streptophyta; Magnoliopsida; Fabales; Fabaceae
Product: ubiquitin C-terminal hydrolase 12-like
Exons: 3
Coding region: 1-684 (227 amino acids)
Molecular function (GO): protein binding
Source: RefSeq, a predicted model, not a curated record